ACUCCUUCUGUGCGAGUACUUAUUCUGACACCAACUCGUGAGCUAGCAAUUCAAUGCCAUAGUGUCGCAACUAAACUGGCAUCAUUCACAGACACAACACUUUGUCUAUGCAUUGGGGGAUUAAAUCUCAAAAAACAAGAAGCAGAACUUCGCACACGUCCUGAUAUCAUUAUUGCUACUCCAGGGCGACUGAUCGACCAUGUGCGAAAUUCACCUUCAUUUACUCUGGACACUAUUGAAAUUUUGAUAAUAGAUGAAGCCGAUCGGAUGUUGGAAGAUGGAUUCUCUGCAGAGUUAAAUGAGAUCGUAAAGAAUUGUCCAAAAUCAAGGCAGACAAUGCUUUUCUCUGCCACCAUGACAGAUAAUGUCGAUGAACUAAUUCGUCUUUCACUGAAUCGACCGGUACGACUAAUGAUCGAUCCAACAAAGGCAACUGCGGUAAAGCUCGUACAGGAAUUUAUUCGCAUAAGAAAACAUCGUGAAGAAGAUCGGCCUUCUAUGUUAGUUGCAUUAUGCAAAAAGACAUUUCGUCGUAAAGUUAUAAUUUUCUUCAAAAGUAAAGCUAUUGCUCAUGAAAUGAAGAUAAUUUUUGGUCUUUUGGAUUUGAAGGCUGCAGAAUUACAUGGAAAUUUAUCACAAGAGCGACGCAUGGAGGCUCUUGAGGCUUUCCGAGAUGGCAAAGUAGAUUUUCUCUUAGCUACCAAUUUGGCAUCACGAGGUUUGGAUAUUAAAGGCAUUGAAACUGUUAUAAAUUAUGAUAUGCCACAAAGUUACGAGCAAUAUAUACAUCGUGUCGGCCGAACAGCCCGUGCAGGACCAGACCGUAAGCUUUUAAAGAAAGUGAUUAAACAUGCAACUAAAAGCCAAAUCAGGCGACGUACUAUCGAUGCGAAGAUCAUUGCAAAAUAUCGCGAGAAAAUUGAUAAAUUAAAAAAUCAAAUUAAAGAAUCUAAACUAGAGAAACAAAAAUCUAAACUUGUUACAAAGGAACAAGAUGAAACUUUAGAGACAAACAACAAACGAAAACGCGAAAAAGCUGUAAAAUCAAAGCGUGAUAAACGCGCUAAAAAGUUAAAGUCGAAACGUUGA
Molecule: messenger RNA, 1089 nt
Organism: Dentiscutata heterogama
Lineage: Eukaryota; Fungi; Glomeromycota; Glomeromycetes; Diversisporales; Gigasporaceae
Source: the annotation of a GenBank genome assembly